GGGAAGCCUUCUCGCGGCACGGUCGCGCCGUGGUGGGAGGUGAGCAAAGAGGCAACAGAGCUGCUGCAGCAGUAUGGCAUCGAGCAUGACCAUAGCGUGAACCACCACGACUGCCAGGCUUAAUAUCUCCGGACGGGUGACAACUGGACGAAGAUCGACUAUGGCAAAGGCGGCGGAAUGGAUGAAAUCGUUCAAACAGGGCCAAGAGACAGGUUUUGUCGAAAUAUAGCCAAUUGGUACCUCGACGAGCUACCGCCCAUGAUGUUCAUGAAGGAAGUGCCCAAUAGUCAUGGAUGGGUCAAUCCUCAAGACGUGGAAGACCUGUGCCAGUGGUGGGAAUAUUUUGAAUACUUUUACCGAGAGUAUGACGAGUUCAUCUUUCCGACGACCAUCCAUCUAGACGUGUCGGGUCGUCCGCAUGUGUUGCUAAUGCAUGAGAGACUGAGCGAGCAUAUCAACAAGCAUGAGCGGCCCGAGUGGGUGACCAUGGCCGAAGUGGUCGAUGACUUCAAGAGCAAGAAUAAACCCGCUCAGGGCGCCAUGAUGCCAGCAUCACUAGGGGAG
This is a messenger RNA of Capronia coronata CBS 617.96, 564 nucleotides long. RefSeq lists its product as uncharacterized. NCBI's taxonomy places the organism in Eukaryota, Fungi, Ascomycota, Eurotiomycetes, Chaetothyriales, Herpotrichiellaceae. The annotation marks the transcript as partial. The record is from RefSeq and is a predicted model, not a curated record. Gene Ontology annotation, biological process: carbohydrate metabolic process. The transcript is spliced from 2 exons.